GCAGGCUGAGCACAGUCACAGCCACUGAUCCUGAACCUGACAGCCUGUCACUGGGACUAUGACUGGCCAUCACUGCUGGGGAUAUGGAGAGGAUGACGGGCCCUCCGAAUGGCACCGUUAUUUCCCCAUCGCACAGGGAAACCGCCAGUCUCCCAUCAAUAUAAUCUCCAACCAGGCCGUCUUCAAUCCUGGCCUAAACCCCCUGGUUCUCUCAUACGAUCACUGCACCUCGAUCAAUAUUUCCAACAAUGGCCAUUCCGUCAUGGUGGAAUUCGAUGACCUUGAUAACCAAACAGUUAUAAGCGGGGGCCCACUCAAUGACUCAUACAGAUUGAAGCAAUUCCACUUCCACUGGGGAACUCACGGCCAGGGAUCGGAGCAUACAGUCGAUGGGAAGUCAUACCCUUGCGAGCUCCACCUCGUACACUGGAACGCCAGGGCAUACCCCACAUUUGAAGAGGCAGCUGCUGCAUCAGAUGGCUUGGCGGUAAUCGGCAUUUUUUUGGAUACCGGUGGACAACAUCCAGGGCUCAGCAGACUGACCGACGCGUUGUACAUGGUGAAGUUUAAAGGAACUAAGGCGCAGUUUGAUAACUUUAACCCAAAAUGCUUGCUGCCGUCAAGCCUAGAGUACUGGACUUACCCCGGCUCUCUGACCACCCCUCCGCUAAAUGAGAGUGUAAUAUGGAUCGUCUUAAAAGAACCUAUUAAGGUUUCAGAGAAACAGAUGGACAGGUUCCGGAAGACAUUGCUAUUUUCCGGAGAAGAAGAAGACGAACGUAUUCAAAUGGUCAACAAUUUCCGCCCUCCUCAGCCACUCAAUGGCCGCAAAGUCCAAGCAUCUUUCAAAGGCUAGAUGUGGGACUAGCUCACUCCCGUUCUAAUGCUCUUCCACACCAGCAGCUACCAAAACUUAAUGUCUGUAUAGACCUCCCAGCAACCACAAAAUGCCUUAUUCGUCAUGUUGCAAUACGAACCUAAAACGUUCCCACACUGUGCAGAGUGUAGACUGCAUGCAACUAGAGUAGUUAAUUUUAUACAUUGUUCUAAAAGUGUCCAGAGUCUAUAUAUACACAUUUUUAUUAUAUAUACAUUUAUAUUUAUAAAUAUAUUAAAUGAACACAAUAGCCAUUAGUCCAAUCACAGAAGAAGAAGCUUUGGGAUUAGACAUACCCAGAUUACUUGGAGUACUGUAAAAUUCUUCUUAUGGUUUUUGGUACAAGGUACUAGGCUUUAGGAUGAUCUAGCAAUGCCUGAUAUUACAUGGAUAUUUUAAAUCUCCACAAUGAUGUGUGUUUUUGUGUAAACACUUUCUGGAUUUUAUUUCCUAAACUGGUAUCUGAGAAAUGCUAACAAAGAUAGUUGCAGGUUUAAGCCAAAAAUGCCCAAUUCAAAACAUGUUCCUACUUUGGAGCAAAACUUGCAAAACCCCUUUUAGAAUUCCCCCCAACUUCCAGUUUAGUUAAUGAACCGCCAGAUUUAUUUUAUUUUUGUGUUGACUGCUACAGACUACAGAUUAUAAAAUCUAUUGUAGACCACUUGCAGAAAAUGUGCAAAAAUUACAUUUUACGAUAUCCAGCAUUGGCCAUUAUUUAAUAUUUUUUGGAGGGAAA
This is a messenger RNA of Pelobates fuscus (common spadefoot toad), 1613 nucleotides long. It is a transcript of the gene CA7, whose product is annotated as carbonic anhydrase 7. Lineage: Eukaryota; Metazoa; Chordata; Amphibia; Anura; Pelobatidae. Bases 59 to 856 code for a protein of 265 amino acids. The record is from RefSeq and is a predicted model, not a curated record. Gene Ontology annotation, molecular function: zinc ion binding; carbonate dehydratase activity. The transcript has 7 exons. Gene Ontology annotation, biological process: regulation of intracellular pH.